Molecule: messenger RNA, 567 nt
Organism: Oppia nitens
Lineage: Eukaryota; Metazoa; Arthropoda; Arachnida; Sarcoptiformes; Oppiidae
Exons: 2
Coding region: 96-485 (129 amino acids)
Source: RefSeq, a predicted model, not a curated record
UUCAAUUAAUAAUACAUAAAAAAUUUUUAACAAAAAAUAUUUUUUUGUUGUAAAAAAUAGAAAAUUAUUAUUAGUAUUUAUAGAAAAAAAUAACCAUGAACAAACUAAUUAUAUUAUCGCUAACUAUUAUUAUAGUAAGUCUUAAUUUGGUAACUAGUGAUCCAUUAAAAUCCCUGUUAACCGACAAUGAGGUCCACAAUUGUCCCGAUGAUCACGAAGAUUGUAAUAUCAUAAUACCGUGCACCUGCUCGAUAUAUAUGGGAGAACAUUGCGGUAUACGUAAAAAUCAAGUUGGACCGGCCGGCCCGAAGUUUCUGGUACUCAGGGGCCGGGAAUGUAAAACAAAUAUACUCUAUACGUGUACUAAGGCUAACAAAAUAGCUGAGGAAACCGCCUACUGUCCCAAGUAUUGCAAUUGUCGUGACAAUGAAUACGGACGGGAUAUAUGCCUGACCCGUAUGCAGAACCAAACAUUAAUUAAUUAAAACUAAUUAAUUAAUUAAAAAAAAUUUGAAUAAUAAUAAUAAUUUUAACUUGCUAUAAUUUUAAAAUUAAUAAUCUGGAUUU